AUGCCGAUUUCCGUCGAUAUUAUGUAUUCUGAUGUGAUAGCCACAAUCGACGAUGGAAUCAAUGAAAAAGUGACAUUGACAGACGAUACUGACGUGUCGAAUAAGGUGAAAGAGUACUUGGACGAGAAGUAUGUGAAAAGGAGUGAUGUGGAAUUGGAGCACAUUUCGAUUCUGUUGCUCUCCUACACCAAUCCACCUCAACUUCCAUUCUCUCUGCCAUGCAAGAGCUGGAAUAUCAGAUGUGAAUCGCAUACUCCAUACGUCAUCAAUCUUCUAAAUUCCAUCCCAUUAAACUGUGAUUUACUGAAAAUCGAAGUGGAUAAUUUAGGAUUUGGAGAAAUAGCAGAUAUGGAACAAGUAAGAACUGCGAAGAUGUUGUCACUGAAGAUGACAGAUCAGUUGAUGGAAUUCGGGAUUUCAGGGGAGCAAUUUGAGAAGUUCAAAGCGGAAAAGGUAUAUUUGAAUGGACAUGACUAUUAUCAUCCUUAA
Molecule: messenger RNA, 489 nt
Organism: Caenorhabditis remanei
Lineage: Eukaryota; Metazoa; Nematoda; Chromadorea; Rhabditida; Rhabditidae
Exons: 3
Coding region: 1-489 (162 amino acids)
Source: RefSeq, a predicted model, not a curated record